Candidozyma haemuli is the source of this 1809-nucleotide messenger RNA. RefSeq lists its product as uncharacterized. The record is from RefSeq and is a predicted model, not a curated record. NCBI's taxonomy places the organism in Eukaryota, Fungi, Ascomycota, Pichiomycetes, Serinales, Metschnikowiaceae. The coding region runs from base 1 to 1809 and encodes 602 amino acids. The transcript has a single exon.
AUGUGGGCACUCUUCCUCCUCCCGCUAUGCCUCGCUCUCGAGUCGAACUGGCCAGACUUGUCGCCCAGAGCCGACCAGGCCAUGAGGGCUGAAAGAGACAUCUCCCUGGACAUUCCUAUAGAUCAACAUACACCGUUUGGCAUCUCGGCCAAUAGGGUGAUAUUUGAUGUUCAGGGGUACAAUACGGGCGCUUUGUCGACCUUACAAACAGCUCUAAACGUGGGCAUCAACUCGAUCAUGCUAGAUAUGUACUGGAACGAGUAUACGGGGCGCUGGCAGCUCUGUCCUGCUCCUAUUCCAGAGGAUGCCACGACCAACCGGUCAGAAACGGUGAAUGUGUCGUGGAAGGGCAAGCAGUAUAAGUGCCAGCCUGGGUUUAGCGAUAUGGACGUUUAUGUGGCGCUACGAGACUACCUAAGACUGUCCAAUAUUGAAAGCCGUGCUAAUGUGGUUCAGAUGAUCUUGAACUUGAAGCUGAUCCAUAACGAUACGGUCGUGGUGCCUAGGAACACUACAAACUCUACGGUUAGUGAUCUGGAAGAUUCUGUGUCUACGGGAACGACCCUUCAGCUGCCGCAAUAUAUGGAAAUCGGAAACGCUUCCUUGUCGAGCCUGCUCUCCGUGCUAGGGUCGUUUAUUUUCACUCCAGCAGAGUUGGGAAUGACCAGCCCGCUUAAUAAUACCAUUACUUACGAUGACGACUUCCCUACACAGAAAGAUUUCUUAUACAGCUUGUAUAAGCGGACGUUUGCAACUGCCAUUACGCCUGAGUUUGUUAAUACCACCAAGAGCUAUAACAUCACGGCCCUUGACGCCAACCUUAUUUAUUUUUACGACCUUUUCAACUUCACGCUUGAGGAAACCAGUGAAGGCGUGCUAGAUGCGUGUCUGAGACGACGGAAUGGCGAGUAUAACACUAAUUUUUACACUGAUAGAGUGCUGUUGUCGAAGUUUCGGACCCUUAUAGACCACGACGGGUCAGCUUUUACUCCAGAAAAGGCUCACAAGGCACUUCAAUGUGGGUAUAUGCCUAUUCUUAAUGCUACCAAGUAUCCUAUCAACAACAGAACUAAUCUUACUGGCGAGUAUCCAGGACGUGUGAUCAACGACUACAUUCCAUAUGCGUGUUGGUCAUGGGCGCCUUUUGAGCCAGAUAGCACAUUCACAAACGAUACGAGAGCUGCUCUUGAAGCACUGGAUUUACAGCCUCGUGCUGAUGGUGAUGACAACGAGGACCUGAACCAGCUAGGUGCUGACGAUGACCCUGAAUGGCAAGAAACAGCACUUUCUCAGGUUGCUGAAAAAUGUGUAGUCAUGAAACAUACGGGCUGGGCAGUGGAGAACUGUUACAACAAGUACCGUUUGGCGUGCAAGCAUACCAGAAACCCGUUUGACUGGAAGCUUUCCGAUGAGAUUGCUCUGUACUUCAGUACCAACACUCCAGAAUGCCCUAAGAACUAUAAGUUUGGUAUUCCACAUCUGAGCACUGAGCAGCUUGCCCUUCAAAACUUCCUCAAUGCUUCGCAAGUUCCUCGUCCAGUAUGGAUUGACAUGAACGAUAUCACUAUUCUGGGUUGUUUUGUGGAUGGAGGACCGUAUGCUGAGUGUCCGUAUAAAAGGGCUGUUUCGACAGGUAACUUGAUUCGACUGGUUGCGCCUUCGGCUGUGGUGGCUGUGGUGAUUCUCAUAUUGAUCUUUUUUGAACGUUUCUUCCUUCUGACGCCUGUUCACACGAAUAGACGUCGUCACUGGAAGAGAACCAUAAACCAGCACUACAAGAAGAAUGACUACGAGGGUGUUCCAUCGUAG